Molecule: messenger RNA, 2705 nt
Organism: Eublepharis macularius
Lineage: Eukaryota; Metazoa; Chordata; Lepidosauria; Squamata; Eublepharidae
Gene: SORD
Product: sorbitol dehydrogenase
Exons: 9
Coding region: 78-1148 (356 amino acids)
Biological process (GO): D-sorbitol catabolic process
Molecular function (GO): L-iditol 2-dehydrogenase (NAD+) activity; zinc ion binding
Source: RefSeq, a predicted model, not a curated record
GGCUGAGGGCGGCGAGAGAGCGGCGGCGGGGCCUGACUGCCGGGGCGGCUCUCUCUGAGGCGACGGCGGCGCUUGGAAUGGCGGCGGCCGAGCAGAUGAACCUGUCGGUGGUGGUGCACAAGGCCGGCGACCUGCGCUUGGAAAACCGACCAGUACCUGAGCCUGGUCCCAAUGAGGUGCUUUUGAAGAUGCAUUCAGUAGGAAUCUGCGGGUCUGAUGUUCACUACUGGCAGCACGGGCGGAUUGGGGACUUUGUGGUGAAUAACCCAAUGGUGUUGGGCCAUGAGGCUUCGGGGACUGUCGUCCAAGUGGGCUCGUCUGUAACCACACUGAAGAAAGGUGACAGAGUGGCAAUAGAGCCCGGAGUUCCCCGAGAAACAGAUGAAUUCUGCAAAACAGGGCGGUAUAACCUGUCUCCGACCAUCUUCUUCUGCGCAACUCCCCCUGAUGACGGGAACCUGUGCCGUUAUUACACACACAGUGCCAAUUUUUGCUACAAGCUUCCAGAUAAUGUCACCUUUGAGGAAGGUGCCCUAAUUGAGCCCCUGUCAGUGGGAAUCCACGCCUGCAGAAGGGCUGGGGUGACCCUUGGAAGCAAAGUCUUCAUUUGUGGUGCUGGACCGAUUGGACUUGUGACUCUGCUUGUUGCUAAAGUCAUGGGAGCUGCGCAAGUGGUGAUCAGUGAUUUAUCUGCUUUACGCCUGGAAAAGGCUAAGGAACUUGGGGCUGAUUUCACUGUUGAAGUUAAGAACGAAAGCCCUCGGGAGCUGGCAGAGAGGGUGAAAAAUGCGCUUGGUUGUAUGCCAGAGAUAACCAUGGAGUGCAGCGGGGCUCAAACCUCCAUCCAGGCUGCGCUAUACGCAACCCGUUCUGGAGGGACUCUGGUAUUGAUCGGGAUGGGCCCCGAAAUGGUCACUGUGCCCCUUGUGAGCGCAGCUGCACGGGAGGUGGACAUCAAAGGGAUAUUUCGAUACUGCAACACGUGGCCCAUGGCGAUCGCCAUGCUUGCGUCUAAGAAAGUGAAUGUCCAGCCAUUGGUGACUCAUCGUUUUCCUUUGGAAAAAGCUCUGGAAGCUUUUGAGACAACCAGAAAGUGCAUAGGGAUAAAAAUCAUGCUGAAGUGUGAUCCCAGUGACCAGAAUCCUUGAAAAAUCAAGAACGCUGCACUCCGUUCCCUCUCUCAUGUUAUAAGGGCGGAGUACACUGAAGGCAAGCACUUACUGUUUAAGGGUUUUCCCCUGCCUUAAAAUUGCAGAAAUAUGUAAAAUUACAUAGGAAGCAAUAAAUAAAAAUUCUUAAACUCUUUAGACUAGAACAGAUGUUGAAAUCAGCUGAGCCAUAAAAUCAGUAGAAGGCGCUUGACAAUGAUUGAUGUAGAGCUGAAAUACAUUGGAAGAAUCACAUGGUUCAGCAUUUGCUGAGCUGUACUAGUUCAUCAGUGAAAUCGUAAGCAGAGUGACUCCAGUCUAAGCCCAUUGAAAUGCAUUAACAUUAGGGAAGCAGUUUCUUGACGAGCCAUGUUGUUAGUUUUGUACAUACAAGGAGGUGCAUUUUCUAAAACAAUGCGGGGUACUAAAUUACGUAACUGCAGUUUGAAGGAGUAAAGGCUAUGCCUUGUGGUCACUUUUGCUGUUAGAUGCCCCCAGAUUCUGUGCCUCAGAUAAUUCAUGCCCCCCCCUGUUAAUGCAGUGCAUGCAAUGUGCAUUUUCUGUGCAGAAAACACUUCCCUGUAGGGACUGAGCAUGAAACCAACCUCCCCCGUGAAAGGGCUGGAUGAGAUCUAAUGACCAAUGUUGUAUGUGGUGUUAUGUGAACAAGCUUCAGGCUAGUGUGUCCCUUCCAUGCACCCCUCAUGCCUCAUGUAUCCCCCUUCUGUCAUGUUUGGUGGCAAACCAUAACUUUGCUGCUGCAUCAUUAUUUCCGUUUCUGGUUCAGAAGGCAAGCCCUACAUUUCUCUGGUUCUGAUGUAACUGCAACCUUCAGUAUGCCUUAAAAGCAAGUGAAAUUUCAGCAUGAAAGAGGAGCAAGGUUGGCAGAAAUGGCGGGAGAGGAUUAUCAUGCAGGCCUGACUCUCAUUCGUGUACUGCCAAACUAUGGUGUCGGGAACUAGGCCAAAGUCUUGUGAAUGUGCAUUGUACCCCAUGUGGCUAUAUGGUGUCCUGAUACCUUCGUUUUUUUUACUGUUCCUGUACCCUGGUCUUGAUAUGUAAAAGAAAUGCCUAAAAUGUGAAGAGUGGUGUGUAUGUUUGAGGGGGGGGGGGCAUAACUAUGAUGGCAGCGACAUGCAUUACAUUUCAAGAGUACAAAAAAUUUCACCUCCAAAAGAAGGCUUUGCAUGAUUAUAACUACUUUCCAUAGGAUGACGUAUUCAUAAAUUACUCCUGUCUACAUAACUCUGGGUCAGCAAGCUCUUGCAAUUCCAUCAUUGAUGUGUUUAUCUCUUGGAGUACCUCACGACCUUCAACCACUCGUUGUCACUAAUGAAUAUUAGAAGAGUGAGGCUAUACUGUCCUGGCUCAAGCUACUUGUAAAUUGAGCUGUUGAAAGGAAAUGGAGUUCAUGCCAGCAAGGUCUGAUAGAAAGAGCUAAGUCCUGCAUGGCUUAGCUGCCGCAAAUACUCUUAAGAGAUGUAAUUUUUGUUUUAAAACUCAGGGUAACAUGGAAAGAAAAUACUUGCAUCAAAUAAAUUCUUUUUUGCAUCCAAA